Recurvomyces mirabilis is the source of this 900-nucleotide messenger RNA. RefSeq lists its product as uncharacterized. The record is from RefSeq and is a predicted model, not a curated record. NCBI's taxonomy places the organism in Eukaryota, Fungi, Ascomycota, Dothideomycetes, Mycosphaerellales, Teratosphaeriaceae. The transcript is spliced from 4 exons. The coding region runs from base 1 to 900 and encodes 299 amino acids.
AUGGCGGUAACAACAACGACUACCGGCCGAGCCUCGACGAGGAUCAUCACGAACUAUAACGGUGCCGCCUAUAUCGGUACCAACCAUGGGUACGAUACCAUCAGGCCCAAGGACUCGGCGCUGGAGCCGCUGUUGUGGCAAGCCGGACGUGCCACAUCGGCAGCACCAGGUCUGGACGGCGAGCUCACCUGGCGGAGUCUGUUAUGCUCGCUCGGGAAGAAAGCUUUGGACCGUUACUUCCGGCUCAACAUAGAGUUUGCAGGCCCUGAGCCUCGUCUGGACGAUAUUUCAGCUAUAGAUGAUCUGUCUCGCCACGUUACUGCAACUAAAGACGACGCACAACUAAACAAGGUCAAGCUCGCACUUCUUGCGUCAAGCUUCUUCUUCGAACUGCGACGUGCACCGAAGUUCGAUUCGUGCGGCUUCUACGUAUGCCAAGGGGAGAUCCGUCUUAGAGGGGAUCAUAUGAAGAUAUUGAUGGGUCUCAGGUCCAUCGAUAAGACCGGCUCGAUCGGGUUUUGGAACGACCAGCAAUCACUGGGAUGUAUGGACUUCGAAACCGACAAAUGCUACGUCUGCAACAAAUUCUGCAAAAAGGUCUGUUUCUUUGUGCGUCAUCCCACCGAGAAGGUCUCGAUAGCCUUGGCACUUGGAGAACGUCGACGCCAGAUAAGCGGUUUCCCGCAAACUGUCGCCUGGUUCUCCACACAACAGCAUCUAGACACGCCAUUCUACGACGAAGAAGUAGCAGAUACGCUGGCCUGGUCAUGCGAGUGCCGCAAACGUGACGAUCGUCCAGUGUCGGUUUUGGUCAAGCGUCGUCCAAGCAAUACAAGCCUUACCAGCGGGACUGCCAAACGUGUCAAGCGCGGGACGAGCUCCAAAGGCACGUCUUCAUAG